AAGUUCGUCACGAAUCAGACUCUGAGAUUGGUGGAUCGUCGGGAGCCACGCCAUACGUCACUGUAGAGCCCGCGGAUUGGCGGAAGAGCCAUUUCCCAUCUCUCCGUCUACUGUUAGCAAGUUGUAGGAGACACUCCGGUUGUUAAGGCGACUUGUCCCGCCUUCUGGGGGCUUUUUCUUGGGCUUUUGAUUGGCCACUGGUAUCAAGGAAUCCCGGCGUGGGUAGCGCGAGGGAAAAGAUGGCGGCUAUGGCGGUCGGGGGUGCUGGGGGGAGCCGCGUGUCCAGCGGAAGGGACCUGAAUUGUGUCCCCGAAAUAGCUGAUACAUUGGGGGCUGUGGCCAAACAGGGGUGAGAACCUGGAGCUCCGCGUGGGUCCGAACUCGAGGACCGAGAGGGGCAGACUAGUUAUUCCUGAGAGGCACAAGUUUGAUUUCCUCUGCAUGCCUGUCUUCCACCCGCGUUUCAAGAGGGAGUUCACUCAGGAACCUGCUAAGAAUCGGCCUGGUCCCCAGACACGAUCUGACCUACUGCUGUCAGGAAGGGACUGGAAUACACUAAUUGUCGGGAAGCUGUCUCCAUGGAUCCGUCCAGACUCAAAAGUGGAGAAGAUCCGCAGGAACUCAGAGGCGGCCAUGUUACAGGAGCUGAAUUUCGGCGCAUAUCUGGGUCUUCCAGCUUUCCUGCUACCCCUCAAUCAGGAGGAUAACACUAACCUGGCCAGAGUUUUGACCAAUCACAUCCACACUGGCCACCACUCCUCUAUGUUCUGGAUGCGGGUACCGUUGGUGGCACCAGAGGACCUGCGGGAUGAUAUAAUUGAGAAUGCACCUACUACACACACAGAGGAGUACAGUGGGGAGGAGAAGACAUGGAUGUGGUGGCACAACUUCCGGACUUUGUGUGAUUAUAGCAAGAGGAUUGCAGUGGCUCUUGAAAUUGGGGCUGACCUCCCAUCUAAUCAUGUCAUUGAUCGUUGGCUUGGGGAACCUAUCAAAGCAGCCAUUCUCCCCACCAGCAUUUUCUUGACCAAUAAGAAAGGAUUUCCUGUUCUUUCUAAGAUGCAUCAGAGGCUCAUCUUUCGGCUCCUCAAGCUGGAAGUGCAGUUCAUCAUUACAGGUACCAACCACCACUCAGAGAAGGAGUUUUGCUCCUACCUGCAGUACCUGGAAUACUUGAGCCAGAACCGCCCUCCACCCAAUGCCUAUGAACUCUUUGCCAAGGGCUAUGAAGACUAUCUUCAGUCCCCACUCCAGCCACUGAUGGACAAUCUGGAAUCUCAGACGUAUGAAGUAUUUGAAAAAGACCCCAUCAAAUACUCUCAGUACCAGCAGGCCAUCUAUAAAUGUCUGCUGGACCGAGUGCCAGAAGAAGAGAAGGCUACCAACAUCCAGGUGCUGAUGGUGCUGGGAGCAGGCCGGGGUCCCCUGGUGAAUGCUUCCCUUCGGGCAGCCAAGCAGGCUGACCGGCGGAUAAAGCUGUAUGCUGUGGAGAAAAAUCCAAAUGCUGUGGUGACGCUAGAGAACUGGCAGUUUGAAGAAUGGGGAAGCCAGGUGACAGUAGUCUCUUCAGACAUGCGGGAAUGGGUGGCUCCAGAGAAAGCAGACAUCAUUGUCAGUGAGCUUCUGGGUUCCUUCGCUGACAAUGAACUGUCACCUGAGUGCCUAGAUGGAGCCCAGCACUUCUUAAAAGAUGAUGGUGUGAGCAUCCCUGGGGAGUACACCUCCUUCCUGGCUCCCAUCUCCUCCUCCAAGCUGUACAAUGAGGUCCGAGCCUGUCGGGAAAAGGACCGAGACCCCGAGGCCCAGUUUGAGAUGCCCUAUGUGGUGCGGCUGCACAAUUUCCACCAGCUGUCGGCCCCCCAGCCCUGUUUUACCUUUAGCCAUCCCAACAGAGAUCCUAUGAUUGACAACAACCGCUAUCGCACCUUGGACUUUCCCGUGGCUGUGAACACAGUGCUGCAUGGCUUUGCAGGCUACUUUGAGACUGUGCUUUAUCAGGACAUCACUCUGAGUAUUCGUCCAGAGACUCACUCUCCUGGGAUGUUCUCAUGGUUUCCCAUCCUCUUCCCCAUUAAGCAACCUAUUACGGUGCGUGAAGGCCAGACUAUCUGUGUGCGUUUCUGGCGAUGCAGCAAUUCUAAGAAGGUGUGGUAUGAGUGGGCUGUGACCGCACCAGUCUGUUCUGCCAUUCACAAUCCCACAGGCCGCUCGUACACCAUUGGCCUCUAGCCCUGCCUAUGAGUGUCCACAGCCUUGGGAACAGCUUCCAGUCUGCUCCUCCGCCACAGAAGGUGCAGUACAUCACUGGGCUGUGACUCCCUCGCCCAUCAGAGAGGAGUAUUUCAGUCUGCUUUUCUGCCUUACAUCAAAGUGGGCAAAGGGCCCAAGCUACCAAUCUGUGAAGACGUCAGGCCAGGGGUUGAAGAAUUACUGCUGGGUCUGAAGCCACAUCAACUAGGCACUCAGCCUCAGGAACUACCUGGAGUAAUCCUGAGAACCUUUUCAUCGAAUACAUUUUCGGUCGUUUCCUUACCCAUCUCUGUUCCCUUUUUGAUGGUUCUGUGUAGGAGGAAAUACAAAUAAAGUCAAGUUGUGGCCUUUCCUGCUCCAGCUCUGCUACCCCCUGA
This is a messenger RNA of Chrysochloris asiatica (Cape golden mole), 2627 nucleotides long. RefSeq names its product protein arginine methyltransferase 5 (gene PRMT5). Gene Ontology annotation, cellular component: cytosol; nucleus. NCBI's taxonomy places the organism in Eukaryota, Metazoa, Chordata, Mammalia, Afrosoricida, Chrysochloridae. Bases 442 to 2229 code for a protein of 595 amino acids. The transcript is spliced from 17 exons. Gene Ontology annotation, biological process: regulation of DNA-templated transcription; peptidyl-arginine N-methylation. The record is from RefSeq and is a predicted model, not a curated record.